AGGCGUUAUGGACAGAGCUAAAGAAAACUGCAUUUCGGGGCCUGUUAAGGCCACAAUUCCACUUGGUGGUGGUCCAAAACGUGUUCCAGUGACUCAGCAAUUUCCCUGUCAGAAUCUGUUAUCUGCAAGUAGUGGCCAGGCCCAGCGUGUCCUGUGUCCCUCAAAUUCCUCCCAGCGCUUUCCUUCACAAGCACAAAAGCUUGUCUCCGGUCACAAACCGGUUCAAAAUCAGACGCAGAAGCAAUUGCAGGCAAACAGCGUUCCUCAUCCUGUCUCCAGGCCACUGAAUGACACCCAAAAGAACAAGCAGCCCCAGCCGUCAGCACCUGGAAAUAAUUCUGAGGAGGAACUGGCAUCAAAACAGAAAAAUGAAGAAUCAAAAAAAAGGCAAUGGGCUUUGGAAGAUUUUGAAAUUGGUCGCCCACUGGGUAAAGGAAAGUUUGGUAAUGUUUAUUUGGCAAGAGAAAAACAGAGCAAGUUUAUCCUGGCUCUUAAAGUGUUGUUUAAAGCUCAGCUGGAAAAAGCAGGAGUGGAGCAUCAGCUCAGAAGAGAAGUGGAAAUACAGUCCCACCUUCGGCAUCCUAACAUUCUCAGACUGUACGGUUAUUUCCAUGAUGCCACCAGAGUUUACCUAAUUCUAGAAUAUGCACCACUUGGAACAGUCUAUAGAGAACUUCAGAAACUUUCAAAGUUUGAUGAACAGAGAACUGCCACUUAUAUCACAGAAUUGGCAAAUGCCCUGUCUUACUGCCAUUCAAAGAGAGUUAUUCAUAGAGACAUUAAGCCAGAGAACCUGCUGCUUGGAUCAGCUGGAGAGCUUAAGAUCGCAGAUUUUGGCUGGUCAGUACAUGCUCCAUCCUCCAGGAGAACCACUCUCUGUGGCACCCUGGACUAUCUGCCUCCCGAGAUGAUCGAAGGUCGGAUGCAUGAUGAGAAGGUGGAUCUCUGGAGCCUUGGAGUUCUUUGCUAUGAAUUUUUAGUUGGGAAGCCUCCUUUUGAGACAAACACAUACCAAGAGACCUACAGAAGAAUAUCACGGGUUGAAUUCACAUUUCCUGACUUUGUAACAGAGGGAGCUAGGGACCUCAUUUCCAGACUGUUGAAGCAUAAUCCAAGGCAGAGGCCAGCUCUCAGAGAAGUACUUGAACACCCCUGGAUUACAGCAAAUUCAUCAAAACCAACAAAUUGCCAAAACAAAGAAUCAACUAGCAAAUAGUCUUAGGAAUCAUGCAGGGGGAGAAAUCCUUGAGCCAGGGCUGCUGUGUAGUCUGUCAGGAACAUGCUACUGAAAUUCAUUUUUACUAUUGACUGCCUCCUUCAAUCUAGAGUGCUACAGGAAACGUUAUUUGUCUUACUGAGCAGGCAGUGGCUCUGCCUCCCUAUUCAGAAAGCUCCACGUCAAUAAACAUGACACUCUGAAGUGAAAGUAGCCAUGAGAAUCCUGCUGCUUUACUGGUUCAUAAUGUGGAGGCAAGGUUCGACUGCAGCCACCCCACAGCCUGUGCCAGGCAUGGUGUCCCUGCAGGAGCAAGUCGAGUCUGGUUGGUGGGGUAAGUGACCACUUUGCCCCGACUUGAUCAGUUAUGGAGCUGUGCAAUAACCUUCCAAGUACCUGAGUGAGUGUGUAAUUUAUUGGGUGGCCAAGCCUAAGUAAAGCUGUUGGAAUUAAUGUGAUUCUUCUCCCAUGGCAUUCCCUUGGGAAUGGUCUCAGUGUCAGUCCAGCACCCCUGUAGGCCUGGUUGGGUUUCAAGUUCUCCUUAACCAUUUAUAUACCAUGAGACUUUAUAAAAUAGGAACACGUGCUCUACCUCCACUUUGGGACUUGGCUUGGGAUACAGAAGAAACCAUGUGUCUCAGAGUCAUUAAGGCUUGUUUUUUUAAUUAUAUUGGAGUUUAUGGCAUGUGUGUAAACUUUAAAUAUGCAAAUAAAUAAAUAUAUAUGUCUA
Molecule: messenger RNA, 1946 nt
Organism: Lemur catta (Ring-tailed lemur)
Lineage: Eukaryota; Metazoa; Chordata; Mammalia; Primates; Lemuridae
Gene: AURKA
Product: aurora kinase A
Exons: 8
Coding region: 8-1216 (402 amino acids)
Biological process (GO): centrosome cycle; mitotic spindle organization; mitotic cell cycle
Cellular component (GO): spindle midzone; chromosome passenger complex; spindle pole centrosome
Molecular function (GO): ATP binding; protein kinase activity
Source: RefSeq, a predicted model, not a curated record